Molecule: messenger RNA, 291 nt
Organism: Cooperia oncophora
Lineage: Eukaryota; Metazoa; Nematoda; Chromadorea; Rhabditida; Trichostrongylidae
Source: the annotation of a GenBank genome assembly
AUGUCGCCACCUCUUAUACCGUUCGUGCCACUUCUCCUGAAAGACUUGACGUUUAUUCACGAAGGCAACAAGACCUAUUACAACGGCCUAGUGAAUUUCGAGAAAAUGCAUAUGAUCGCUAACAUUCUGCGAACGUUCCGCCAAUGCAAGUCACGAUUUUCCGUACCGCAAAUAGAAUCGAAGAAAAUUUUCGAGACGCAAAACUUCAUUCGCAACUUCCGAGUUGUCGACAAUCAGCGGAGAUUGAUGGAGCUCUCCUAUCAGAUCGAACCCCGUCGGCGGAGGAACUAG